UGCCUGCAAGCUUGACCACUGAGCGACUGAGAUACAACAACACGACCAGCCAACCACCCCAACAGUGCUUUCUUUGUCGUCGUCCCCAUUCACAUGCGCACCCCAACAGCACAGCAACAGCAUUCAGCAUUGUCGCAUCGUGCACGGGAAAUAUGCACAGACAGAGCAUGCGAAAGACGCUGAGCGGCAGCAGCCACAGCAGCGGCCGCGGACAGAAGAGCGCCAAGGAGAGGGGCACCUCCUCUUCCCCCUUACCUCCUUCACCUCCUCCUUCUUCUUCCUCGCGCAGGACGGGAGAUGGCUGGCUGCACGGCAACGGGCUGGUGCUGGUGCUGUGCAUCUUUGCCGCUGGCUGCGCUGUUGGCUGGACUGCUCGAGGCUUCCUUGACAGCCAAGGUCAAACGCAGCCACUGCCACCGCCACCGCCUCACGGAAAUGGGACGCGCGAGGACAAUACAACUGACCCAGCACCACUGCCUCCGCUGCCGCCGUGUGAUUUCUAUCCUGGCGGGUUUAGGGAGCCGGCCGAUGUUGGCGAGUGCGUGUACCCGGUGCAGAUGCUGGUGACUGGUGUUCCCAAGCACGCUGCCAUGUGGCAAGACGAGGCGACGGCGUUUGUGGGCAGCAAGUUGAUUGGCGAUGAGAGUGCACCCGUGAGUUCGCGUGUACUGGAAGGCACGCCGUUCUUUGUGGCGGGCGUGAGCACGUUUAGCAAUGUGGACGAGGUUCCGGGCAAGGUGAAGAAUGCCACGGCGAUUGCUUUGUAUUUUGCCAAGCUGAAGCACGAGCAUGCCAAGGACGAAAUCCCACCACAGUUCCACGACACCUCCCUCGCUCUCCAGCAACAGCACGGCGUGACCACCAUCCCCGUGUGCCUGGCCGUGGACGGUGCUCCUGAUGCGCCGGAGCGCGUGCCCGUGCGCCAAAACUGCCCGCACUGGCUGCUUGUGAGCCAGGAGGUGGAGGAUGGCCAGUUUGUGUACCCGAUGAACACGGGCUGGGCUGGCUUACCGCGCGAGUUGCGCAGCCUGAGCAAGGACAUUGCAACCCGCCUCAAAGACACUCCCAAGCAACAGUCACAACAGCAACAGCAUCAGCAACAACAUCAGCAACAACAACAACAACAACAGCCGACCAAGACCACAUGAUUGUGUUUGUAUGUUUUUGCUUUGUGUGUGUGUAUGCGUGCAUGUCACCCAUUGCAUUCUGUACGUUUGGUUCCCCGUGUCACCAAAUACACAAAGCGUUCACGUCUAA
This is a messenger RNA of Salpingoeca rosetta, 1257 nucleotides long. RefSeq lists its product as uncharacterized. NCBI's taxonomy places the organism in Eukaryota, Choanoflagellata, Craspedida, Salpingoecidae. The transcript has 2 exons. The record is from RefSeq and is a predicted model, not a curated record. The coding region runs from base 153 to 1148 and encodes 331 amino acids.